Molecule: messenger RNA, 7919 nt
Organism: Bombus pascuorum
Lineage: Eukaryota; Metazoa; Arthropoda; Insecta; Hymenoptera; Apidae
Gene: Sox102F
Product: transcription factor SOX-6
Exons: 10
Coding region: 1433-3943 (836 amino acids)
Biological process (GO): regulation of transcription by RNA polymerase II; cell fate commitment
Cellular component (GO): nucleus
Molecular function (GO): DNA-binding transcription factor activity, RNA polymerase II-specific; RNA polymerase II cis-regulatory region sequence-specific DNA binding
Source: RefSeq, a predicted model, not a curated record
ACGAAACUUACGAUCGAUACUCGAUCGAUCGCGGUCGGAGUAACGUCGUCGAGGAGUCGUCGAUUGGAUUGUGAUUAAAAGAAAAACGUUUGGCUCGAUAAAAGAGCAAAAGUGCGAGUAUAAAUCGACGAGAAAAGCUUGGUCGAUUCGUUUCCUGCUAAUUCUCGUCCCCGUCCCCGUUGCCAGCCGAUUUCUCCGUCCGGGACACAGAGAAAGAAGACGUCGACUGGUCGAUUAGAAUCGAGGGGACCCGAUGACGGGGAGGAAGAGAAGGAGGUCUCGGGACUCGACGAACGAGAUGGGCAGGAUUGAUCGGAAAGAGGCUAUGCUUGACGCCUAAUUAAAUCGAUUAGACUUUGGGGUUAAUUGUUCUGGAACGUGAGUUCCCUUGCACGCGUCUGUCGCCGCUACCGUUAUCGUCGUCGUCCUCGUUAUUCCGUGCUUUCAAGUGGUGGAUCGUGUGUACGCGAGACGAACGAUCGGUUCGGCCAUUCGCUGGACGAGAGGGAGAAAUCGACGCGUCGCCGAUCGUAUCGAAACUAUUACGGAUCAGAUCGGUCGGCCAGUGAGUCUAGGAAGAAAUUUCGGUGCUAAGUGACGAUUCGUGUUCGACCACGCCGUAUAUUUGGCAUUCGUAUCGGCCGAACCGCCGGUGUCACUUCUUUUUCACCAGCGUACUCUCCCCUGUUUCUUCUCUUCUUUUUUUCCCGCUCUUCUGCUUCGUUCGUUUUUUUAACGUUGUUACCCUCCCAAUUCCGGUUCUUUUUUUACUCUCGUUUUCCCAGGCAGUUUACUCUCGUUUCUAAUCGUUCCUUUUCUACGAGACCGCUCCGAUCGGAUUGAACCGUCCACGACACCGGUUGUCAUCGGCAUGUGAGUCAAAGUGAACAACAGCGUGAACAACGACUGGUGUCCAUUGUUGCAUUCCGUGGUCAGUGCUCUGUGUCUUGCUAUCCUUUCUCGUUGACAAACAGCACGGGUCUUCGUGGCCGUAAUCGCGGUUGGUCCGAGUGACAGGCCUGCGUAGACCGGCUUCCAUGAGCCGCUAGAACGCCGCGGCUCCGACCUCGAUGAUUACUCAAUUAGUUCAAAACUCGUGCUCCCAUAGUGUAAACUGUGAAACGAUUCGACUAGGUUCCAGAGUGACUGGGUGAUCGCGUCAGUGUGAACGGGAUAGUUCCUUGGAAGCGAAGUUUCGUGUGUCAUUCGUUGCUAAAUAUCGUGAUUCGACCUGGGAAAUCCGAUUAUGCGGACAAACAGUCGCGGUGAUCGAUGAUCCGCGCGAUCCUCGACGCUUUUCACUCGCGGAAGCAGCCAGUUGGAACCGACGAACGGUGUGCUUCCUGAUGUUCGCCGUAAUUGUUCGACGGUGGAUGGGGUCGUCACGGCCAUAAAGCCGAUCAGCUGGAAGGAGAUUCGAAGCCGACUGAGGAUGUCCUCAAAGAGGAAGUCACCACCAACGAAGCUAUCGGAGGGCGGGGGCGGUACGGGUACAGUGGCAGGCGCCAACGAGGAGGAGGAGGAUACGACCUCGUCGGUGACCGGUGGUCCCGGUGGCGAGGUAGCCGUCGGUGAAGAAGGUCCUACCACCCCCGUCGAUAUCGAGGAGUGUUACCCUCAUCAGAGGGGAGGUGACUGCGAGUCGUCCGGCUGUUCGUCGCCGGCGACUACCAGCGAGCCGGAUCUCCGAGAUUCGCCCUCGCCGUCGUCGAAUUCCCUGCAAAGCAAACGACAAAGGAUCGUUUUAUCCAGCCAGGAGACUCUAGCCUCCUACCAUUAUCCUCACCACCAUCACCAUCACCAUCAUCAUCAUCACCAUCACCACACGAACACAUCGUCGUCGUCGGGUGGUGUCGUGGAACCGGCCAGCUCCUCGGAGUGUGGCUCACCGCCAACCCCCUUAACCGUCGACCCCUAUUACCCGAGCCAUCCUCACCACAACAACAACAACAAUACCGUCACGCAGAAUAAUAACAAUAACAACGGCGGUAACGCAACAACUGUUACGAGUAAGAGAUCCAUGGACGACGUUCUGAAGAGGUUAACCUGUAAAAUGAACAGCGAGUCGCUGUCGUUGCAGGACGAUACCAGUAAUAACAGGCGGAACAGUCCGCCACCCUCCUCUACGCCGACCGGACACAACGCGCACUGCGGAGGCGUCGCCAGCGUGGCGAACAGCGUGCCACCCUCACCCCCGGCCUCUGGCAGGAUGCAGAACACGGAAAGUCAGGUCCAGCAGGAUAGCGCGUCAGCAUUCCUCUUCACGGAAAGCUUCGCAGAGAAGGAGCGCAGGCUCUCCGAGAUGAUCCUACAGCUGCAGCUGCUCAGGGAACAAUUGCUGCAACAGCAAGAUCAGUCGAAGUCGUAUCCUGCGCACAUGACCGUCGACUCGCAGAAGCAAAUCGAGAUACAACGGAUGCAAACGGAGCACUUGAAGCGGCAGCAAGAGCACAUCAUGCAGCACAACAUCCAGGAGCUACAGGCUCAGAUGACAAAGAGCCAGCUGAGCAUGUCGGGGCCGCAAUCCUUGAUGUUCCUACCGUUUCUCGAACAGCUCAGAGGGUUGCCGGUGCAAUCGCCUAUGCCGCCACCGCCGGCUACGUCGACGUCAACCACCACCAACAAACAUAUCAAUUCGAUCGCUAACAUGAUCAGCAGUCAUCGAGAAGGACCGAGUUGGGCGACGGCGCAUCUCGCGCAAAUGACCACGCAGAUGGAGAAGGAAGCGUCGCCGACGCCGAUCUCAUCCGCCGUAGCACCAACCGCACCUCCUCUGCAAGAUCUCGACGCGCCUCUCAACCUCACCAAGCCGAAAUCCUCGUCGUCUGGAGCCACGGCAUCUUCCUCGUCACCUGGUAGCGACUCGCACUCGACAGGGGCCGGAAGUAGCGGUCAACAGGAGCAACCAGUCGCGGCAACCGCGCCGAAACUCUUUCCGCCUGGCCUACCGAUGCCACGGAAUUAUCUCACAACCCUUCCUUAUGCAGGUCUGCCACCUCAUCUGAGCACCCUCUCCUCGCCAAUGGGCAAGGUAAUGGCCAAAGACGAAGCGGCUGGACCAGGAGGUGCCGUGACUGCCGCCGCGGUUGCCGCCGUCGAAAAGCAUUUCGCUAUGCGUGGCAUUUACGGAAUACCACCGAGUGCUGGUGCAAUGCCUCCGUCGCCGCAGACUCAACGACCGAUCAAGCACUCCAGUUCCCGGGAGGAGGCUGCGCAGGAGGAACAGGAUUAUCUGUCCACGCCCCACAUGUGGCGGGAGCCGGGUUACAAGGUACCGGAAGACAUAACGGAAAAAGCUAAAAUGGUGAGACAGCAGAAGAGGGAGGGUGAGAACAAGCCACAUAUCAAGCGGCCUAUGAACGCGUUCAUGGUGUGGGCCAAGGACGAACGUAGGAAAAUUUUGAAAGCCUGCCCGGACAUGCAUAAUUCCAACAUAUCGAAAAUACUCGGUGCUCGAUGGAAAGCGAUGUCGAACUCCGAGAAACAACCAUACUACGAGGAACAAUCACGGCUGUCGAAGUUGCACAUGGAGAAACACCCCGACUACAGGUACAGGCCGCGACCAAAGCGCACCUGCAUCGUUGAUGGGAAGAAGAUGCGCAUAUCCGAGUAUAAGUCGCUGAUGCGGCAACGACGGCAGGAAAUGAGGCAGCUCUGGUGUCGUGACAGCGGGCCAGAGAUGAGCUUCCUGUCUCCGGUGGGCUCGGAUCUUAGCACGCAACAUCAUCCGGGAACGGGGGCGGCCGGACCAUCGGCAAGGCCUAGCGUGUCGCCGCCGGCUACCAUGCUGAACGGCGGUGCGGCUGGUCCCAGUUCCGAUCAUCCAUCGUUCUACUAUACGCAAGACAGUUUAUCACCGUCGGAUAUGAUGAACUUCUCGCCGGAGAACUCAGGCUCGAUCGGUGGCUACGACGCCAGUCCGCGACAUCACGACGAAGAUUGAACCGCAGCUCCGGGUCAGCCACCAUGGCCGCCCGGAGCAUCAUCUUCAGCAGCAGCAGCAGCAGCAGCAGCGUCAACGUCGAGGCUCGGCCACGAGUUGUUCUGGUAAAACUUCUGGUGGUUCGCGUGAAAGGAAUAUAUACGCAUGAACGCGUGUAUCGUCGCGUGAACAGAAACGUGGAAACGAUAUAUGUAGUCGAUUGUCGGGGGAUAGAAAAACGUUCUCGAAGAGUGACUGAGCGUUUCGAAGCCUCGCUCGAGAGGUUGUGAUAUAUAACAAUUCUGUGCCAUCGUACGACGCGUGGAGGCCCUCCCGCGGAUUCGAGCGGCGAUGUGUCCUGCUUCCUUGGAUCCGCCGUCGUCGCGUCAUCGUAUCGCCCAAUAUGUCGCGCGAUUCGUUAUGAGAUACGUUGCUCGUGCACACAUGGCUGAAAGAUCGUGCGUAACUCGGGCAUAUACAUCACGACUCGAAUCUUUGGGACAGAGUGUCAUGAUGUAGAGUCACGUGACCGAUAUCGGCCAACCAACCCUUUCUCGCUAUGCGCUACGUAUACAUGUACGUCGAACGAUUCACGGGACACCGGUGAACGUGAGCUCGACGUGGAUAACGGCAUCGUGCGGAGCUCUGAUGGUUUCCUGCUUGCUUAUGCUGUUACUAAGAGGAAUGGGGUGGGAAAGCAGGCGCGACGGUUGAUCCAUGCCGACGGGACAAUGAACACGACGGCGGCACGAGAGUUACCAAUGGUAUAUUCCGUUGGUGUAAUCAAAACCGCGACCAAGGCGGCGCAAAUCUGCGAACGAUAAGGUCUAAUCGUCGUUAGGUAACGUUCUAGGUAACGAGAUAUGCGCGUGAGUAGAAUUCUCGAUCAGGUAACGAACGUCGAUUCGCGUGUCAACGUAUGUCGGUAUCCAUCUCGCGGGUGUUUUCCGUACGCGGGAGCGCAGAGUAACAUGAACGCUAGAAUUAUACAUAAAAAAUAAAUGAGGUAAAUAAAUACAAAUAUAAAACGAUAUAUAUAUACACACACAUUUUAUAUAUAUAUAUAUAUAUAUACACACACACACAUAUAUAUAUAUACACAUAUAUAUAUAUACACACAUACCUGAUUUUUCGUAAGACUGCCAUGUGUCACGUGUGUGCGCGCGCGCCAGAAGGAUCGAUCCGAUGCACUCUCCCGCCGAUGCUCGAUCGAAUUCGUUUCUAUCGCGUUUCGUAUGAGCCGCGUUUCAACACACCGCGAGACGAUCGCGACACGUAUUUCUGUGUGUACGUGCGUGAGUGUGUGUACGAAAAUACGGUGAGCGGCCAAAAAAGUCUUGUUCCUAUUCCUUCUAGUGUGUGUGUGUGUGUGUGUGUCUGUCUUUGUGUGUGUGUGCGCGCGUGUGCGUGUGCGUGCGCGUCUAUAGCGAUACGCCAUUCCGGUCGGCCGUGUCAAUACGUGAGAAACGAAGAUAAAUAGAAACGACAGAAAUAAAAGAACAAAAGAUAAAAAUGUAAGAAAUUGAACGUAAAAAAGAGAAGUAAAAAAGAAAGAGAAAAAAGAAAAAGCUGUGGUCCGUUAGUAUCCUGCAGCAUCACGCGUUUUCCGAGUAUACGCGGCAACACGCGUUAUUAGAUCGUAUAGUUAUCCCACGUUCACGGCGGACGGUCCUUUUUUUCAUAUUCACAUGCAAUCACUGAUAUCCGGUGUAUCGCACGAGGACCGGGACAGAGGACGAGAAGAAAAUGUGGAAUUCCACAUUCCGUCACGCGAUAUGAACCCGCUCGAGUCACAGGGGUGUGUGGCCACUUCGUUUCGCGUCUAAAAACACACUUAUAGUACUUAUAGUAUUUUUCGCGAUUAAUUUAUGAACCUAACGUUAAGCGGAGUUAACGUUAAGCGGAGGCAAGACGAAGAGAACUUUUUUUUCUAAAUAAAAGAGAAACCAAAAUCUAAAGAGAAGUAAUCGAAGUGUAUUAUUAGAAGGAAAGGAAGUGUGUAUGUAUAGGAAGAAUGAAUAGAGAGAAAGUGAGAGAGGGACACGCACGGCGUCAAUUUUAGUACAAUGUUAUUGCGUAAAAUUACGGACGGGGAAAUUAGCGUUAUUUAUUGUAAACGAUGUAAACGAACGAAUAAUCAAAUUCUAAUACGACGUUGUGUGUUUUGUUUUUCGAUGUUUUCCGGACACACGUUGUUACAUUUUUUCUCCGUUUUUCAUUUCCUUCGAGUUGUGCGAAUUCGUGAAAGCACGAUCAACCUGAUGGGAGCCGAUCGAGAGAAUCUAGAGACCGUUGUUUACCGUGAUGUUAGUGGAUGUCAUAGAAAAAAAGAAAAAAAAAAAAGGAAGGAAAGGAGGAAAAAAACGAGCACCGUCUCGUAACGAGAAAAAACAAUAUAGAACUAUAGGGCGUAAAGUCUCGUAAGUAAUUCGGUAAAACGAAUUGUACCGAAACUGGAAAAAUCGGGAGCUCGAUGUGAUAAUACUUAUGUGCCAAAUAGCGUUUUCGCGGACCGGAGGUUUGCGACGAUAUAACGUCCCUUCCGGUUCCCGGGUCGGCAGAGUUGGCUCGACGUGAAAAACUCGAUAACUUCUACGUCUCUUUUUUCACCGUUUUUUCUUUUCUCUUUUUUUUUUUUUGUUAUUUAUAAUCAGUGCAAUUCUAUACAAGGUACCUAAUAUAAUUUUAUAAAGAGAGCCAGUAUCCUCGAUAUAUCUGUGCCCGCGUUUCGUCGGGUGCUUUUCGAAUACCGCGGCCGGCGGCAGAUAGGAUAGCUUAAUGUUGAUAAUAAUUUAUUUUAUGUAUAUACAUGGAUUUGUACAACUGCGUCGGCGGUGUGUUCGUCGAUCGAAAAAGAAAGCACGAGAGUGUGAACGGUAUUGAGAGGAUGAGAAAGAGAGAGAGAGGGAGAAAUCGACCGACGCAAAAAAAGUGUCAAUACUAUUGAAUGUACAGUGUAACUAUAUUGUGAUGUAUCUUGCAUAGCGCCACAUAUAUGUAAUUUACUCGACAACACGUAGACUUAACGAAAUGUUAAAAAUGCGAUGCAUAUUCUUAUUUUCAUUUGGUCAUUAUUAUCUCUAUUAUUAUCCUUAAUAUUAUUAUUGUCACAUCAGUUUUAUUUAGUACUAUUAUUAUUAUUGACUAUUAUUAUGAUUAUUAUUAAUAUUAUUAUAUUAUUUCUCUCUCUUUUUUUUUUAAAUAAUUAUCCUUAUUACGCAUAGCAAUAGAAGUUGUACGUGCCAGUUCAGAUGACAACGACGACGACAACGGGCGACACGAAGCUCGUCGAUCAUUUGCGUGCUCGAAUACUCAAAAAUUUUCAAUGUCGUAUCGCUCACGCAACAAUUAGAUGUUUUUUUUUACAUUUACACUGAAACGUUUUUUUUUCUUUCUCUUAUCACGUCCUGGAAAACCGAAAGGUGCACUUUCGUUAAACAUUUCUACGUUUCCUUCGAGCAAUUGCGUUUCAUCCUUUCUUAUUUUUCCAUUUCCUUCUUCUUCACCAAUUUGACCUUCAAAUAACAAUAAUUCUACCCUAUUCAUUCUACAAGUAACCAAUUAUUCAAUAAAUUAAUUGAUAUGUGGAGGGUAUAAACGCACCCAUUGCAUGUUAUUUCCUAUUGUGCCAUAUAUUCGUAAUCUUUCAAAAUAAUUCGCUCUUCUCAUUUUUCUACCUUCUUCCGCGAUUUCUUCCGCCCUUUUACAUUCAAGAACGCAUUUCCGAAUCGCGUACGUACAAUUAAGCUGUUAAGAAAUUUUCAUCGAUUUUGAUUAUCCCCAGCACGUUGUUUUCUUUAUAAAGUUCAGUUCUGCAUUUCAUGGACAGAUCAGUUUUGUCGGGAACGACAGAUGCUAAGUACACAAUUUUUUCCUCCUUUUAUUUUUCUUUCUUUUCGUUUGUAUACCUAGAAACGAACGUUUUCACGAUAAUCUCAAUGCACUCGCUGUAAAUUCAUCGGAUUUCAAAAGAAAAAAAAAAAAAAAAGAAAAGAAA